This is a messenger RNA of Camelina sativa (false flax), 1478 nucleotides long. NCBI's taxonomy places the organism in Eukaryota, Viridiplantae, Streptophyta, Magnoliopsida, Brassicales, Brassicaceae. The record is from RefSeq and is a predicted model, not a curated record.
UGAACUUGAAACUCAAAAAUCACAACCAGCACCACUGCUUUCCCAUCAGUUUAACCCGUAUAAUUUUAUCUGUUUAUAUUAAGGAUAUUGCUCGAAGAGUACAUACCUGGGAAGAUGGUUAAACCUUGUUGGAGAGUAGGUGCCAGCAUGGAGAGAAGUAAGAUCAAUCCCACAAAGAUUGAUGGCUUGACAUGGUAUAAAGAUCUUGGCCUUCACACCUUUGGAGAGUUUUCGAUGGCAAUGAUCCAAGCCAACAGUGUGAUGGAGGAUCAGUGCCAGAUCGAAUCAGGGCCACUGACAUUCAACAAUACGACAGUUCAAGGCACAUUUGUUGGAGUAUACGAUGGCCAUGGAGGUCCAGAGGCUUCCAGAUUCAUUGCAGACAACAUCUUCCCCAAGUUAAAGAUGUUUGCCUCUGAGGGUAUGGAGAUUUCAGAGCAGGUGAUCAGCAAAACAUUUGCAGAGACAGACAAAGAUUUUCUCAAGGCAGUGAAGAAGCAAUGGCCCACGAACCCACAGAUGGCAUCAGUAGGGUCUUGUUGCUUGGCAGGAGUGAUAUGCAACGGAUUGGUGUAUAUUGCAAACACGGGAGAUUCCAGAGCUGUGCUGGGCAGAUCUGAGAGAGGUGGAGUGAGAGCUGUUCAAUUAUCGGUAGAACACAAUGCCAAUCUAGAGUCUGCAAGGCAAGAACUAUGGUCAAUGCAUCCUAAUGACCCCAACAUUCUUGUGAUGAAGCACAACAUGUGGCGCGUGAAAGGCGUCAUCCAGGUAACAAAAUCCAUAGGUGACGCAUACCUCAAAAGAGCAGAGUUCAACAGAGAACCUUUGCUGCCCAAGUUCAGAUUACCAGAACAUUUCACUAAGCCAAUCCUUACUGCGGAUCCAUCAGUCACCGUUACCCGGCUUACUCCAAAAGACGAGUUUAUGAUUCUUGCUUCAGAUGGGCUUUGGGAGCAUCUUAGCAACCAGGAAGCUGUUGAUAUUGUACAUAAUGCCCCGCGCCAAGGAAUAGCAAGGAGACUACUCAAAGCUGCAUUGAAGGAAGCAGCAAAGAAAAGAGAGAUGAGAUACGCAGACCUAAAAGAGAUCCAUCCUGGUGUUAGAAGGCAUUUCCACGACGAUAUAACUGUUAUUGUGAUCUAUCUCAACCCCCAUCCGAUCAAAACCAAUGCUUGGGCAUCUCCACUGUCAAUUAGAGGGGGUUACCCAAUGCAUUCAUCAUCAUGAACAGAUCUUACAGCAACAAUCAUCCUAUGUGAGGGAAAUAAUCUGGAGCCAGGGUCAAAGAAGGAACAAGUAGUAUAGCUAGAACAAUAUUAAAUUAUAUGAGAUCUUUGAUAGUAUUCUCUACAAGAAAUUGAUGAAUUUUCAAUUCUCAUGUACCCCUGUAUGCAAAUUAUACACGAGGGUACCUUACAUAUAAGAUCAGCAAUGUCAAUGAUGGUAAGAAUUGGAAACAAACAGAUUACGUUGCAGCA